Messenger RNA from Necator americanus (New World hookworm), 483 nucleotides. RefSeq lists its product as uncharacterized. The transcript has 4 exons. The coding region runs from base 1 to 483 and encodes 160 amino acids. The record is from RefSeq and is a predicted model, not a curated record. NCBI's taxonomy places the organism in Eukaryota, Metazoa, Nematoda, Chromadorea, Rhabditida, Ancylostomatidae.
AUGCAAAGAACUUCCUCAGUCUUCGUCGAUACCAACAAGAUCGAGAUUCAUAGGGACAGUUUUGAGUCAGUGAGUAGAGACAUGACACCACCUCCGCCCUCCGAAGAUAUGGGAAGUCGCAGUAGCGAAGAGGACAUGGAGUUCUGCAUAGGUGAUGAGCUGUCCCCAGCAUUCUGCAAUUGCGGUGCUUAUGACAAAAUAAUGUGUGUUACCAGUUUGUUGCGGAAGAGAAUAGUUAAUGCGGUCAACAACGAGUUGGACCAGUACGAACAACCUUUGGGGUCCCUUUUACGGUCAUCAAAGCGGAGGACAUUUGCUUAUGAAGGAUUCAGUCUCACUGUUGGAAAUGAUCACAGUCAAUCGAGUUCUCAGUCUCUGACUCAUAACACGUGCAUGAGUCGUCCGCCCACAGUUUCUUUCGAACGUCUUGUGAAUAAUAUCCUUGUUGAUGCUUCUUUGUUGUUGUUAUCGAAAUUGAAUUAA